UGGCCAACUUGUUCAGUUGAUCGCCUACUCGACUCGAGCGAAGAAGGCAGUGCUCCAACGCUCAUCCCCGUUUCAAAUUGAGAAGAACAACCAAACCGAAAAUUUAGCUGAGACUCAUUCAACUUUCUUAUAUCAAAGACAACAGUGUCGACCGAACGAAAGUGUGAACUCCUUCGCAGAAUUGCGAACAUUUCCGAAGCCGUUUUUGAAGUGAGACAAAUGUUGCCCGCCGGAAUCAUGGAGGACGAGACUUGCCGCAUCAGCCUUCACCAGCACAUUGCGGCCGCUCCGCCAGCUUCCGCCAUCCGGGCUAUUAAAGCCACUGACUUCUCCAUCGCAGCCAUCAUCGGUAGUAGCAGCAGCAACAGCAAACCGACAUCGCAUCACGAGUUCUACGUCAAACCGUCAUCACCCGAAUCAGCCAACAGCAAACCCAUUUUCCGUUUCGAUCCGGUGUCGACAAAGGCCGUGUUGCCUAAACAAGAGACGACACAGAUAUGCAAAUCGGAAGAGUCCGAUGUUGACAUCGAGAAGGAUGUGGACGUUGAAGAAUUCUCUGAUGCCGAGAACGUCUCGGCUUCGUCGCCGUCGGCUCUGUCUUGCGAAGACGAGCAGGAAGCCGACGAGGAAGAAGAUGAGGAAGACAACAAGAGCAAGAGCAGCAACGGAAACAGGAGCAAAUCGGGGCGUCCAGUUCGCGGAAACGGCAAGAAGAAGAACCGCUCAGAACCGGUGAACCAUUUGAUCAAGCCGCGCUGUAAUUGCGACGAACUCGCCACCGUCGACUGCCAAUUGGAGACCAAGGAAUUGUGGGACAAGUUCCACGAAUUGGGAACCGAAAUGAUCAUCACGAAAACGGGCAGACGCAUGUUCCCAACGGUCCGCAUCACCUUCUCCGGUUCGCUGUUCGGCGACCAUCGUGACGUGAGCAACAACGGAGCCAAUCGAGUGCGCUACUUCGUUCUGCUGGACGUUGUGCCAGUGGAUAGCAAACGCUAUCGUUACGCCUACCAUCGCUCUUCGUGGCUGGUGGCCGGCAAAGCCGACCCACCGGCACCGGCCCGUCUCUACACUCAUCCCGACUCGCCUUUCACUCCCGACCAGCUACGUAAGCAAGUGAUCUCCUUCGAGAAAGUCAAACUGACCAACAACGAAAUGGACAAACAAGGACAGAUUGUCUUGAAUUCGAUGCAUCGUUACCAGCCGCGAGUGCACAUCGUUAGGCGGAUGGAAGGUGACACGACUCGGCCAAUCGUCGACUUGGAACGCGAACAAUUCCGCACCUACGUUUUCCCGGAGACCGUCUUCACCGCCGUGACAGCCUAUCAGAAUCAGUUGAUUACGAAAUUAAAGAUCGACAGCAACCCGUUCGCCAAAGGCUUUCGUGACUCUUCUCGGCUCAGUGAUUUCGAAAGCCGAGAUUCAAUGGAAGGCAUCAUGGCCGAGCAUCACCAGCAGUACAUGCGUAACAAUCCUUUACGGCUGUUUCCCGACUCGUCGGAAAUGGAUACGGCCUCUUCUGCGGCUGCCGCCAUGUUAACGGAAAAGGCCCGCAGCGCGCUCGGUUUGCCACCGUCGGCUUUCUGGACGGCCAACGGCCAGCCGCAACAGCAUCCGGCGCAACAGCAACAGCAGCGCAUGAGGAACCCCUUAGAAUCGUCGUAUCAGCAGUUCAUGAAUCCAUCGGCCGCGGCGGCCACGGCGGCCGCCAUGUCGCAGUUGUACUCGCGCGGAGCGGCGGCAGCGGCCAGCGGAAUGAUUCCGCCUCCGCACUUCUGGUCGCAAUUUUACGGACUCAACCACCAACUCGGUCUGCUAUCCGGCCUAGCCGGUGGAUUCCCCGUUUCGGCUGCCGCCGGAAGUGAAUCUUGCGCUGGAUCACCACCUCCAUCGUCGGCAUCUUCCAGCAGUCCGAACGGAUUCAGUCACCAACAGCAGCAACACCAUCGCUAUUCUCCGUAUCCUUUGAACGGUGCCAAAGGCCAACUCCGCACUCCGUCGCCACGUAGCGUCUCCAUGGCCGUUCCAUCGUCAUCUCCUAAGUGAAUUAAGAGAAGGAAAAAGAAGAAAAUGAUCGUUUCCGAUCUACAUGUUCACGAUUGUACAUAACGCGCGUUUAUUGUCUUUCGAUACGUCAAACUGUACAUAUAUAGUACAUAAAGACUGGCCAUGCACGACCUCACGUCCUAUCCAUUUCAAUGAAAUCACCCUAUUUUUUUUUUUGCCCGUGUUUAUAUGCGUCCUUCUAUUACAGCAGUAUUUUUCUCGUUUUCAUUUUUUGUUUUUUUUUCUUCUCACUUUUCGAUUAUAGCUAAUCGAUGUAGUAAACACUAUGUACAGUUAUGUUGCCAAUUAGACAGAUUUCGUUUCAUUUGAAUUUUGUCCGAUUUAAGAAAUUUGAAUAUCACGCUGAAUGUAUCGACAAAGAAAACAAAAAACAAAAGACAAAAAAGCAUGAAAACAAAUCAUAAUAAACUAUGUUCAACAAUGAAAUAACAAA
Molecule: messenger RNA, 2500 nt
Organism: Daphnia magna
Lineage: Eukaryota; Metazoa; Arthropoda; Branchiopoda; Diplostraca; Daphniidae
Product: T-box transcription factor TBX20
Biological process (GO): regulation of transcription by RNA polymerase II; positive regulation of DNA-templated transcription; heart development
Cellular component (GO): nucleus
Molecular function (GO): RNA polymerase II cis-regulatory region sequence-specific DNA binding; DNA-binding transcription factor activity, RNA polymerase II-specific
Source: RefSeq, a predicted model, not a curated record